CUAAUGCUUCUUAAACCUUAACACUAUCAUCACCAACUUUUGUCAUCACCAUUUUCUAUUCAAAGAAUCAUCCACAAGAGCUGGCUGAAGAGUUAAAUAAGACCAUCCAAGGCUUGUGUUUAUCUAUGUGGAAAGUGAUUGAUUGAUUGAUUGUUUCAUAAAAGAAAGGUUUCACUUAGAGCUUCUUGGCUGUAUCAACAGAGAAAAAAAAUGGAAGGGGAAGAGGACACCGUGCCAAAGAAGAAAAUGGCGAAACAGCUGACCGGAAAACGUGAGGACACGCUGCUCCAUUCAGCCGUGAGACGUGGAAACAAGGACGAAGUUGUUGAGAUUCUCACAAGAACCAGAGAGCAUGAGCUGAAUGAGCUGUUGGGGAAACAGAACCAAUCAGGAGAAACCGCACUCUACGUUGCUGCAGAGUAUGGUGAUGUCGAGAUUGUAAAAGAGAUGAUCAAACGCUAUGAUCUUCCCCUGGUUGAGAUCAAAGCGAGGAACGGAUUCGAUGCUUUCCACAUUGCUGCCAAGCAAGGAGAUCUCGAUGUGUUGAAGGUUUUAGCAGAGGCUCACUCGGAGCUAGCGAUGACGGUGGAUCUGCUGAACACAACAGCACUGCACACGGCUGCGACGCAAGGACACACGGAAGUGGUGAACUUCCUACUGGAACUUGGAAGCAGCCUGGCGGGAAUCGCCAAGAGCAACGGUAAAACAGCGUUGCACUCUGCAUCAAGGAACGGGCACGUGAAGGUAGUUAAAGCCCUCUUGGCAUCAGAACCAGCGAUCGCAAUCAGGAUGGACAAGAAGGGCCAAACAGCGCUUCACAUGGCAGCUAAAGGAACAAACAUCGAGGUGGUAGAGGAGCUUAUCAAAGCGGAUAGGUCGUCUAUCAAUAUAGCAGACACAAAGGGGAACACGGCGUUGCACAUCGCAGCUAGAAAAGGAAGAUCACAGAUCGUUAAGCUGCUGCUAGACAACAACAUAACCGACACGAAAGCUGUUAACCGAACAGGCGAGACGGCGCUGGAUACGGCGGAGAAGGUUGGGAAUCCAGAGGUGGCUCUUAUCUUACAGAAACACGGCGUUCCCAGCGCCAAGACCAUUAAGCCCUCAGGGGCUAACCCUGCUCGGGAGCUGAAACAAACAGUAAGCGAUAUCAAACAUGAGGUUCACAACCAGCUUGAGCAUACACGACAGACCAGAAGACGCGUUCAAGGAAUAGCUAAACAGCUCAACAAAAUGCACACGGAAGGUCUCAACAAUGCAAUCAACUCAACCACUGUCGUCGCCGUUCUGAUAGCUACGGUGGCCUUUGCAGCCAUUUUCACCGUCCCGGGGCAGUAUGUGGAAGACACAAGUAAGAUUCAAGAUGGCCAUUCCUUAGGAGAGGCGAAUAUAGCAUCAACGACUCCGUUCAUAAUAUUCUUCAUCUUUGAUUCCAUCGCGCUCUUCAUCUCCUUAGCAGUCGUGGUGGUUCAGACAUCAGUGGUGGUGAUAGAGAGCAAGGCAAAGAAACAGAUGAUGGCCGUGAUAAACAAACUCAUGUGGCUCGCCUGUGUGCUCAUCUCUGUUGCCUUUCUGGCUCUGUCGUUUGUUGUUGUUGGUGAAGAAGAGAAGUGGCUAGCCAUUUGGGUGACUGCCAUCGGUGCAACGAUCAUGAUCACCACGUUAGGGACCAUGUGCUACUGGAUUAUACAGCACAAGAUCGAAGCUGCUAACGCGAGAAACAUAAGAAGAUCCUCCGUCAACAGUAAAUCUGGAUCUUGGGGGAUUCCUCAGCUUACGGAUACAGAUGUUCUCCAAAACGAGUGUAAGAAAAUGUAUGCAAUCUGAUGAUAACACAGUCCAGUUUUUGCAUUUAUGUAAACACAUGGCAAGAACUUGAUGUACCUUUACCAACACGGUUGAUCCGGGAGUAACAGUUGGUGUUGAGAGUUACCUGAGAA
Molecule: messenger RNA, 1940 nt
Organism: Raphanus sativus (radish)
Lineage: Eukaryota; Viridiplantae; Streptophyta; Magnoliopsida; Brassicales; Brassicaceae
Product: ankyrin repeat-containing protein At5g02620
Exons: 3
Coding region: 211-1827 (538 amino acids)
Cellular component (GO): plasma membrane
Molecular function (GO): protein phosphatase 1 binding; protein phosphatase regulator activity
Source: RefSeq, a predicted model, not a curated record